AUGACUCUUCGAACGCGUGUCUCUUCUAGACGAAAAUAUCCUAAGUUCUUCUGUCUCUUACUUCUGUUACUUGUGCCAAUUUGUGUAUUUGGAAUUUAUGUCCAUGGCCAAAAGGUUGCCUAUUUCUUCCGACCGCUAUGGGACAACCCGCCUGCCCCCUUCACAACUAUACCUCACUUUUACGCCGAAAAUGUCUCUAUGGAUCACCUCUGCCAACUUCAUGGUUGGUCACUUCGUUCCCAACCCCGCCGCAUUUUCGAUGCAAUUAUCUUCAGUAAUGAGUUAGACUUGUUAGAGAUUCGAUGGCAUGAACUUUAUCCGUAUGUGUAUAAAUUCGUGAUCCUCGAGUCCAGUACCACGUUCACAGGCAUUCCAAAGCCUCUUUUCUUUGCCAAAAACAAGGAAAGAUUUGCGUUUGCUAAACAGAAAGUUGUCCACGACUCGUAUCCCGGUCGAAUUGCAGUCCGUGGAUCAAACGAGGACCCGUUUGUGCUCGAGUCAAAACAACGCGGAGCCAUGAAUACAUUGUUACGCCGUGCAGGGGUUUCCAAUGACGACAUUCUUCUCAUGACGGAUACAGACGAGAUUCCGAGUCCUCAUACUUUGAAACUUCUUCAAUGGUGCGAUGGGAUUCCUCCUAUAAUGCAUCUUGAAUUGAGAAACUACAUGUACUCGUUCGAGUUUCCCGUGGACUACAGCAGCUGGCGAGCCAGCGCCCACGUCUAUGGUCCUCGGUCAUAUUAUCGGCACUCACGCCAAACGAAUGCUAUAUUAUCAGACGCGGGAUGGCAUUGUAGCUUUUGCUUUCGGUAUAUCUCAGAGUUUGUCUUCAAAAUGACGGCUUAUAGUCACGCAGACCGUGUCAAACGGAAAUCUUUCCUUAGUCAUUCAAGAAUUCAGGAACUUAUUUGCAAAGGAAAUGAUCUUUUCGAUAUGCUACCAGAAGAAUACUCGUUCCAGGAGUUGAUUAAAAAGUUAGGACCGAUACCUCGUUCGGCUUCUGCGGUUAAUCUUCCAGCUUACUUGAUAGAAAAUGCAGAUAAAUUUAAGUUCCUUCUUCCUGGAGGUUGCUUAAGAACACCAGAAUGA
This is a messenger RNA of Vicia faba (fava bean), 1089 nucleotides long. The record is from the annotation of a GenBank genome assembly. Lineage: Eukaryota; Viridiplantae; Streptophyta; Magnoliopsida; Fabales; Fabaceae.